CCUAGUGCAGCGGGGGCGGGUGGAGGGCGGGGCGCUCCCAGAGCUAGUUAGACAGGUGGAGCCGCCAGGGCAGGAGUCUCAAAGAGCCGGGCUCCGGAGAGGAAGGGCUGAAGGGGAGUGCCAGAGAAGAGGGCAGCGGGGAGCGGAGAGAGUCGCUGGGAAUCCUUAGCCAGGAUGGAGGCGGUUGUGAACUUGUACCAGGAGAUAAUGAAGAAUGCAGAUCCUCGGAUCCAGGGCUACCCUCUGAUGGGGUCCCCCCUGCUGAUGACCUCUAUCCUCCUGACCUACGUGUACUUCGUUCUUUCACUUGGGCCUCGCAUCAUGGCCAAUCGGAAGCCCUUCCAGCUCCGGGGCUUCAUGAUUGUCUAUAACUUCUCACUGGUGGCUCUCUCCCUCUACAUUGUCUAUGAGUUCUUGAUGUCUGGCUGGUUGAGUACCUACACAUGGCGGUGCGAUCCUGUGGACUAUUCCAAUAGCCCGGAGGCACUAAGGAUGGUUCGAGUGGCCUGGCUCUUCCUCUUCUCCAAGUUCAUCGAGCUGAUGGACACGGUGAUCUUCAUUCUCCGGAAAAAAGAUGGACAGGUGACCUUCCUACAUGUCUUCCACCACUCAGUGCUUCCCUGGAGCUGGUGGUGGGGGGUACAAGUUGCCCCGGGAGGAAUGGGCUCUUUCCACGCCAUGAUCAACUCCUCUGUGCAUGUCAUCAUGUACCUGUACUACGGGUUGUCUGCCCUCGGCCCUGUGGCUCAGCCUUACCUGUGGUGGAAAAAGCAUAUGACAGCCAUCCAGCUGAUCCAGUUCGUCCUGGUCUCACUGCACAUCUCCCAGUACUACUUCAUGCCCAGCUGCAACUACCAGUACCCCAUCAUCAUCCACCUCAUCUGGAUGUACGGCACCAUCUUCUUCGUGCUCUUCUCCAAUUUCUGGUAUCACUCCUACACCAAAGGCAAGCGGCUGCCCCGUGUGCUUCAGCAGAAUGGAGCUCCAGGUACCACCAAAGUCAAGGCCAACUGAGAAGUGUGGCCUAGCUAGGUGCCCACCUAAGUGCCUCAGGACUGCACCUUGGGCAGCAUCUGACUUCUCCCCACCUAUACCAGUGACCUGUGACCAGGGCUUACGUGGUCAGGACAGAGCAGGGGACAGGCCCUCCCCUCACCACAGCUGGUACACAGGGACCAUGGCUUCCGUUCCUCACCCACUUCUCCCGGCCGGCACCAAGGACAUGGCCUCAUUGCCCUCUGCUACUCCAGAGCUGGGGGGCCAAAAGGGCUGGACACAUUUCCCCCUCCCUGCCUUAAACUUGGGAGAGGAGCACUCAGGACUGGCCCCCACCAGGGUCUUGUGGCCUUUUUCCUCACACUGAAGAGGUCAGCAAUAAUCUGUCACUGUGCACCCAUGAUCCCUCCUUCUCUCCCCCACACUGAAGCAGAAGCUUCUUGGCCAAAGGUCAGGGUGGCUGGGGGGAUUGUGCUCACUCGCUUAGGUCUUCAUUAAAAGUGACAGAGGAAACCAUC
Mustela lutreola (European mink) is the source of this 1514-nucleotide messenger RNA. It is a transcript of the gene ELOVL1, whose product is annotated as ELOVL fatty acid elongase 1. Gene Ontology annotation, cellular component: endoplasmic reticulum; endoplasmic reticulum membrane. The record is from RefSeq and is a predicted model, not a curated record. Bases 175 to 1014 code for a protein of 279 amino acids. The transcript is spliced from 8 exons. Gene Ontology annotation, biological process: very long-chain fatty acid biosynthetic process; fatty acid elongation, saturated fatty acid; fatty acid elongation, polyunsaturated fatty acid. NCBI's taxonomy places the organism in Eukaryota, Metazoa, Chordata, Mammalia, Carnivora, Mustelidae. Gene Ontology annotation, molecular function: fatty acid elongase activity.